AGGAUACCCCUCUAGUUGCUUUCAACCAAAAAUGGCAGUCAUGAAUUACAAUUGUAAAGAUCUUGUCAAAAAACUUGUUGAGUCUCACGACCUGAUUGGAUUAAAGAAUGUCAUAGAAGACCCCAAUAUGACUUGUUUUACUUAUCCUUGCCAUUUUCAACCUGGCCUAAAAAAACAUAUGAAAGAAUAUUUAAAGGAAGGCAUAAGGUAACAUGAAGAAAUCUUUCUUGUUUUAUAUAGUCUAUAUCAUUAAAUAAUGCAUCAAAUUUGUGUCAAAGUUUAUUGGCGAUCUUCUAUAUCUUCUUCUUCUAUAUCUUAAGGGCCCACGAUCAAUUUAUUGAUCAUUUUGGCUCCUAUGCAUGUAGAUGGGAUUUGCAAUGUUUCUGUUACUGGUGGUGAUGUUAAAUAUAAAGUAAUUCAGUUCAAUUCAUGUAAACAUAUCAAUGUUGGUCAGUGUCUUUCAGGGGCAAUCAAUAUUUUUAUUAUGUGCACACUUAAUGAGGAAGAGGAGCAUUUAUUUAGGAGAUUUUGUUUAUGGUAUAGUUUGAGAGGGUGGGGGGCUUUGCACAGAAUGUAUGGUUACAUUCCUGCACAAAUUGUAACAUUAUUAUCCUGAAAUCAAGAUACCUUGGUACACAAUAUAAUGCUAUGAAAAACAGCCAGCAGCGUAAGGAAGCAAAAGGGGAGAAAACCAGGGACAAUCUUUUUAAAAGGUAAACAGUGCCUUCGUUUAUUUGCCUUGUAAUGAUACAUCAUAAAUGUCAAAUAAUUAGGUCAUUUGUAUGACGGCUUUUGAGGAGGGUGGUCCCAAAAUGUGCACAUAAGACAGGUAUGUAAGAAAAUAUGACCUUAGUGUUUGCAUUGUAUGGAUGACUCCUUUUAGAAAAUCUCCCGUUAGAAGAACAGUGAUUUUGAAAAAAGAAGAUAUUUUAUGAAAUGCUUGCUGAAGAAAAUCAAUCCUUUAAUCUCUAUUUGUAAUUAACCUCACUAUUCAUUCCCAUUUGUCUAAUAACCACCCACAAAAUUAAUGCUCAAUUUAUGUUUUUAGUAUAAAGUAAUAAUCUUUUUCGAGAUUAAAAUAAAAAAAUCAAGUAAUUGACACAUAUUACAGAAAUCAUAAACCAUUAACUUCAGGCAGCCCCUCCUUCACUUCCUUUUUUUUUCAACCUGGGUCUGAGUUAUUCCAAGGGAAGAAUUAAAAUAUCUUUACAUAAAGAUAUGAUUUCUACCAGUGUAACAAUGUCAUAUUUAUGUUAAUUAUGAAUAGAAAAAAAAGCAAUAGGUAUUUCUGUCAAAAAUGGGACAAGUCUGAUGUUUUCAGUAUGGAAUCAAAAUGACUUGUCGAAAAGAUUUAAAUGAGUUUUUUUAAAAACAUAAUUAAACAGAGCAUAAGUACAAGUUCCCUUGUUAAUUUUGUAAAAUAGAAGAUCACCUUGUAAAAAUGUAGAAAGUUGCAGAAAUGUACUGGUACCAUGGUUUGUUACUUUGAAUUCGUGAAUCAGCGACCUGAGUGAAACUCUGAAUGCAAAGAAAAUGAAAUUUCUAUUGACACUGCUGUGGAAGAGGAUUGCCACUAAAAUGACAUUUCUACUGACAAUGCUGUGGAAGAGGACGUCAAUGAAUAACAUAAAUAAAUUAUUUGAUCCUGCCAAGUAAUUAAAAAUUUAAAUAUUUGUUUUAAAAAAUACAUAGUUUAUGUUAAUACAUCUUAUAGUUUGUGUAUUGUGUAGUUGAUACAACUUAUAGUUUGUGUACUGUAGUUGAUACAACUUAUAGUUUGUGUACUGUAGUUAACACAACUUACUUUUAAGUGUUUCAAACAAUGGUCGGAGUUUUUGACCCAUAUCAACACAUUUUCUGGUUAGAUUUUGAAUAUUUAAAAAUGGCUGCUAGGCAGCUGAAGUGGCAAAACUUGGUUUGGAAAGACUCAACUUGGGUAACAGUGCUCACUUAUAUUAUAAAUUGAAAAUUAAAUUCUUUUUUGAAAUGACACUUAAGAAUUUACUUUUUAGUUUCUUUUAUACUUCUUUUAUAUUUUACCUUUUCCUAUAUUUCCAGCUCAAACCUACAAGCAGAAAUGUUUAAAGUGUAUCUUUCCAUGUUUCAGUGUUGUGGAGCAGGCCUGUGAUCUGGGUCAUCUUGACAUCGUUGAGCUUUUCCUUAAUAAUGGCUGCAGCGCUAACCUACCCACUAGCCAGGGGCGCCUCAUUCACACAGUGCUAAUCUCACUGAAAUCCAAACGCUAUCUCAUUGACAACGGAUCGGCCCUUAAAAUCAUCAAGUUAUUGAUGGCCAUGGACUGCGACGUGAAUGUCAAAAGCUACAAGGGGAAGUCUCCUCUGAUGCUGGCUUCAGAAAUGGCAGAUCCGGGACUAAUGAGGGAAUUGCUGAAACAUUGCCUUGACUGGCAGCUGUCAUGUCCUAACAGAGACAACUGGCACACGCCCAUGCAUAUGGUGUGCAUGAAUGGCAGCGUUGAAUGCUUUUGUCUGCUGCUGGCCCGCCUGCACCCAGGGGAUAUUCAUACUAAGGACAUAAAGAAGUACACGCCCUUGUCCUGCAGCCUGACUGUGUUAAAGAACAAUCUAGUCUUCCACAGCAAUCAGGAAGCCAUGGACCAAGCACUGCUUGGAGUGCAGUACAGCCAUAUAGCUAUAAUAGAACUAAUUGUUCAAGCAACUCUCAGACAGUCCAAGAAAUUCCAGGUUCCUACGCACAAAGACAAACUCAAGGCACUCCGUCUAGCUCUGGAAACCGCCAAUGAGUUUGAGCGGCUCAUCGAAUUCAAUAACUUUAUGUUAAAAACUGGGUCGCCGGCUGACCAAAGUCCAAGUCAAACUCAACACAGCUGCCCCCUUCAUGACAGAAAACUCAUUUCCCCUUAUGCAGAGCUAGUGCGGAUGCUCAUCUGUUACAAUAAGAUCAACAGUU
This is a messenger RNA of Lymnaea stagnalis (great pond snail), 2931 nucleotides long. NCBI's taxonomy places the organism in Eukaryota, Metazoa, Mollusca, Gastropoda, Lymnaeidae. The record is from the annotation of a GenBank genome assembly.